AUGAACGAUGUUGGUAAAUUGCCUUUAAAGCGAGUUGAAUUAUCCUUGACAAAGUUUAAUGAAGUUGCGAUACCUCAUCAUCUGGAUUUACUGAGACAACAUAAGGCAAACAUUAUCAAGUAUGGAGAGAGCGGCGAGACGGCGCGGGUGCGCGCGGAGCAGACGCAUGCCCGUCGAGUGGCCGGGCAGCUGCGGGUGCUGCUGGGAGAGCUGGAUGCACUGCGGAGACAGGUGCGUGAGGAAGACUGGGCGCGUUUCGACCAGCUGACGCGUCGCUCCAGAGAUCUAACGCUGCGCUCCAUCGUGGAUUACUUUGGUGUGAUAGAGCGCAGUUGUAGGGGCUUGGUGGGUGCGGGCCGCGAGACGGCGCGUUGGCGCGAGUCGUCGCCGGUGGCGAUGCGCCGUCGGGAGGAGGGCGAGGGCGAGGGCGAGGGCCAGGGCGCGGUGAGCGGCAGCGCCCGCUCCACCGAGUCGGUGGGCGUGGUGGCGCACUCGCAGCGCGGCCAGCUGCAGCUGCGCCACGACGACCAGGAGCUGCAGCUGCGCGAGCGAGAGGCGGUGCUGCGCGGCUGGGAGGAGCUGCAGGCCGAGGUGCGCGCCCUGCACGAGGCCUGGGCACUGGUGCAUCGGGCCGCCACCCACCACAAGGAACAGGUGUGCUCGGUGGAGGCGCGCGCGGAGGAGGCGGCCGAGAACGUGCGCGAGGCGCGAGGCAGCCUGCGCGUGGCCGAGAGGCUGGGCGCGUGGGGCGCGUGGGCGCUGGGCGCGGGCGGCGCGGCGGCGGGCGCGGCGUGCGCGGGCCCGCUGGGGCUGCUGGCCGGCGCCAAGGCGGGCGCCGCCGCCGCGCUCGCCGGCGCCGCGCUCGGCGUGGCCGCCACGCGCGCGCUCGCCGCCGCGCCUGCCACUCCGCCCGCCGCUGCCACCCCUGCCACCCCUGCCACCGCUGCCACCGCUGCCACACCCGCCGCCGACAACACCGACGGCACCGCCCUGCGCAAGAAACUGCAA
Iphiclides podalirius (scarce swallowtail) is the source of this 1008-nucleotide messenger RNA. The record is from the annotation of a GenBank genome assembly. NCBI's taxonomy places the organism in Eukaryota, Metazoa, Arthropoda, Insecta, Lepidoptera, Papilionidae.